AUGGCUGACAAGAAAAAAGAUAAUAAGAAGAAGUUCACCUUCGGGCCGUUCGAGCAAGCUCUCUUAGUACUUGUCGUACUGGGGUUUGGAUAUCACAUUCUUACACGACAAGAAGCUGCUCAAGAUAGAGCAAAGGCACUUGCGAAAGCCAAAUCUUCUUCUUCUUCAUCUUCCUCGUCCAGAUCAAGUUCUUCAUCUUCCUCUCAGAAACCUCUUUCUUCAUCCGAUAUCAGAGCAGGUGGUAUGCCAUCUUCUUCGUCAUCUUCCAAGAGAGUAGGUAAUCCUGCACCAAAGCAGAUAUCAGGUUUGUCAAGUAAAGAAGACCCGUCGAGUCUUGGAUUUAGGAAGAAUUACUUUUUGACUAUGCAGGGUCCAGGAAGACCCGCACUGGUACCUUUCCAAGAUGGUCUUAGACCUAAGAAAGAUGCUGCUGAUCUUAUGGCACCUCCGCUGGACAAGGAUAAGUUGAAGGCAACGAUGAAGAACCCUUGGGCAACGGAGAUGAUAGAGAAGGAUAUCCAGUUGCUGAAAAUUGCAAAGGCUCAAAAGGAGGAAGAGGAACGAUAUUCGAAAGUGGCCAAUCUACUGCAGACUAUCCUCGGUUUCUUGCUUUGUGCCGUCGAUAUGCGUUUGGGGACCCUGGCCAUCGUAUUCUUCCUAUGGCGUCACUUUACCAAACUUCACGACGAAUCCAUGUCUGACGAAAAAGACGCGUUGGACAAAGAGAAGAAAGAGAUCUCGGAGAAGUUACGAGAAGCCAAAAAGGCAGGAAUGUCUUCACAGGAAUAUGCAGGUUUACAAAUGGCUUUGGAGAGAUUAGGAUAA
Messenger RNA from Kwoniella mangroviensis CBS 8507, 825 nucleotides. RefSeq lists its product as uncharacterized. The record is from RefSeq and is a predicted model, not a curated record. Lineage: Eukaryota; Fungi; Basidiomycota; Tremellomycetes; Tremellales; Cryptococcaceae. The coding region runs from base 1 to 825 and encodes 274 amino acids. The transcript is spliced from 5 exons.